AUGAACCCGGCAGAGCCUGCUCCGGCUUUCCUGCCGGCUAUAGACCCUGCAGCAGCAGGAGCAGCAGCAGCAGGACCAGCAGCAGCAAUACCUGCAGCAACAGCAACAACAGCAACACCUGCAGCAGCAGCAGCAGCAGCACCUGCAGCAGCAGCAGCAGCACCAAUUGAUCCGAUUCCUACUGAUGUGUCUGCACAGCUAGGCCUUCCUCCUUCUUUUGUGUCUCUUCCCUUUACUCCCCCACCAGGAGCAGCAGUACCAGCAGCAGCAGCAGCAGCAGCAGUACCAGCAGCAGCAGCAUCAGCAGUACCAGCAGCAGCAGCAGCAACAGCAGCAGCAGUACCAGCAGCUCCUGGGUCCUUCGGCAGCGAUAAUCCUAUUCCCCUGGGGGGCCCCCUGAUGAUGGGGGCCCCCAUACCUGGAGCAGCAGCAGCACCAGCAGCAGCAGGCCUACCACCACCAGCAGGAGCAGCAGGAGCAGCAGUACCAGCUGCUGCUGCACCUGUUGCUGGUGCUGAUGCAGCAGGGGGGCCCCCCUCCUCCUUGGUUGCUGCUGAGCGUGCUGCUGCUGCUGCAGCAGCUGCAGCAGCAGCAGCAGAGAAGGCAGCAGCUGAAGGGUUGCAGGUGGGGGGUGCCCCAGGGGGCCCCCAGGGGGCCCCCGAGGCCCCCCUUGGGGGCCCCCAAGGAGGAGAAGAAUUAAGACUAGCAACAGGAGCAAUAAAGAGAUUUGCUACCCUUACUCUUGUACCAGGACAACCAAGAAAAUGGCAAAAGGCGCUGCUGCAGCAAGGAGGAGGGGCAUUAAGGAGGACAGCGCGCAGCGCGCGGUUAGUUGCAUCGCAGAUAAGGGAGACAGCAAGACAGCUAGGGCAGCAGCAGCAGCAGCAGCAGCAGCAGCAAACAGGCUUGCUGCCACUGGCUACACCUGCUGCUGCUGCAGCUACUUUUGCUGCAGGUGCAGCAGCAGCACCUCCUGUAGCAGCUUUUGCUGCAGGGGUACAGCCACCUUCCAUUUCUGUUGUCCCUGCAGCAGCAGCAGCAACAGCAGCAGCAGCAACAGCAGCAGCAGCAACAGCAGCAGCAGCAACAGCAGCAACAACAGCAGCAGCAACAGCAGCAACACCAGCAGCAGCUGCUGUAGGCCAGCCCACAACCGGAGCAGCAGCAGCAACAACAACAGCAGCUACUGCAGCAGAAGCAGCAAAGGAAGGAGGGCUUGUAGCAGCCGAAGCUGCGCCCGAAGCAGCAGCAGCAGCAGCAGCAGCAACUACAGCAAUAGCAGCAGAAGCAGCACCAAUGGCAACAGAUGCAGCACCUGCUGCAGCAGCAGCAGCAACAAUAGCAGCAGACACGAUGGGAGAUGCCACGUCAGCACCUGCUGCUGCUGCUGCUGCUGCACCCAUAGAAGCAACACUUGCAGGAGCAGCACCUGCUGCAGCAGCACCUGCUGCAUCUGCAGCAGCCUGCGGACCUGCAGCAGCAGAACCUGCAGCAGCAGAACCUGCAGUAGCAGCACCUGCUGCAGCAGCAGAUCCAACAGCAGCACCUGCUGCAGUAGCAGAUCCAACAGCAGCACCGCUUACUGCAGCAGCAGAGACUGCUGCGGCAACAGAGCCUGCUGCAGCAGCAGAUCCGAUAGCAGCUGCGCCUGCUGCUGCUGCUGCUGCUGCUGCACCUACUGCAGCAUGUGCUGCUGCUCCUCUUGGGGCUAUAGACAGCAAGCGCGAGGAAGGGAAGCUUGCUGCUGCUCCUGCUGCUGCUGCUGCGCCUCUUUCUGCUACUGCUGUGCUGCCAUCGGAAGCUGCAGCAGCAGCAGCAGAAGAAGCAGCAGGCUGA
Eimeria maxima is the source of this 1836-nucleotide messenger RNA. RefSeq lists its product as hypothetical. Bases 1 to 1836 code for a protein of 611 amino acids. NCBI's taxonomy places the organism in Eukaryota, Apicomplexa, Conoidasida, Eucoccidiorida, Eimeriidae. The transcript is spliced from 3 exons. The record is from RefSeq and is a predicted model, not a curated record.